Molecule: messenger RNA, 1509 nt
Organism: Microdochium trichocladiopsis
Lineage: Eukaryota; Fungi; Ascomycota; Sordariomycetes; Xylariales; Microdochiaceae
Exons: 5
Coding region: 1-1509 (502 amino acids)
Source: RefSeq, a predicted model, not a curated record
AUGAGUUUUCCUAGUCUCAGGUGCCUCUCAGUUCUCACUGCGCUUGCUGCGGUGCUUGCUCUCCAGGAGGUGCAAGCCAGCCCCUUCCUAGUAGCGACUGAAGCUUCCUCGGCCUUCUAUUCGAGAGAUGUGAAGCCCGGCAAAGAUUAUCAAAGCGACCCCAACACCAUCUCUUCCUGCAGCUUUUGGUACGACAAUGAUGGCUCUCUGGCCUGCGAUGUACUGCCCCCAGGCUUUGGCAUUACACUUGAGCAGUUUGUGGCCUGGAAUCCUUCCUUGACUUCCGCCUGCGGUAAUUUCCGUAAAGGCUGGUCUUAUUGCGUCGAGAUCUCGCAGAUCGAUGUGCCCAAUCCACCCGUGUCCCCUUCUCCGACCAAGGGUCCCACGACUGCAACAACCCCGCCAGCUACAACCACCCGGCCAGGAAACGGAGUAGAAACUCCCGAACUGGUGCAGCCAGGCAUGGUCCAGAACUGUGACAAGUUCCACCCCGUCGAGGCUGGCCAGAGCUGCAGCGCGAUUGCCGACAAAUACCGCAUCACGGUCGCACAGCUCAUUGAGUGGAGCAAUCUCAAUGCCGGCUGCUCAAAUGCCUGGGCUGGCUACAAUGUCUGCGUACACACUAUUGGGCUGGUCGCCACCACUGCCUCACCCACCACCACCACCACCAAGAAGCAGCCAGCUACAACAACUAAGCCAGGCAACGGAAUAGAGACGCCUGAGCUGGUACAACCAGGCAUGGUCAAGAACUGCGACAAAUUCCAUGCUGUCGAGUCUGGCCAAAGUUGUGUCGCACAGCUCAUCCAAUGGAACAAUCUCAACGCCGGUUGUUCGAACGCCUGGGCUGGGUACAGCGUCUGCGUGCACACGAUUGGCCUGGCAAGCACCACAACGAAGAAACCCGCCCCUACGACCACCAAGAAACCGCCGGCCUCCACGACCACCACAGGCAACGGCAUCAAGACACCCUCGCCCCUCCAGCCAGGCGUAGUCAACAACUGCGACAAGUUCCACGUGGUCAAGUCCGGUCAGACUUGCGCCAAAAUCGCUGCCAACUACGGCAUCACCGUAGCCCGCCUUGUCUCAUGGAACAAAUCUCUCACCACCAAAUGCACGGAGCUCUGGCUCGACGCCAACGUCUGCGUGCACACCAUUGGCUACAAAGCCACCACGAAGCCGACAUGUGCGACCAGUGGCGCGAGCUGGGGCAGCAACAAGGCUGCCGCCCUCAAAAGCGUCACUGAGUGGUGCGAUGGCCAAGACAAGUCUGAUGGCAGCGGCGGAUAUGCUACCGCCCAGACGAAGAAGGGUUGCUUCAACGCUCCCGACGGAAAGAACAAGAUUGAGUUGUGGGCUCGUGAUGAUUUUGGUAUUGGGGCCAAGCUCACGGCUGCGCUGUGUGAGCAGAUUGUCAAAGUCCCCGUCAACAGCUGCGCGAAAGGUGGCACGGCCGUCCAUGAGGGAUGGUGGGUCAAGGCACUACUUACUUCAGAAUCUAUUGCGAGCUGA